Molecule: messenger RNA, 1576 nt
Organism: Boleophthalmus pectinirostris (great blue-spotted mudskipper)
Lineage: Eukaryota; Metazoa; Chordata; Actinopteri; Gobiiformes; Gobiidae
Product: B2 bradykinin receptor-like
Exons: 2
Coding region: 153-1172 (339 amino acids)
Biological process (GO): vasoconstriction; smooth muscle contraction; neutrophil chemotaxis
Cellular component (GO): membrane
Molecular function (GO): bradykinin receptor activity
Source: RefSeq, a predicted model, not a curated record
ACCACACAGUACCUCAGGCUAUGCACGGAUAAGAGUCAAACUGGUCUGGUGUAUUGUUCAUCAUGAAGGAGGGUCAAGCCUGCGACCUGAGGCAGUAAAAGACUGGACCAGAUUGAUAUGGACAUUCAGAUACAACACUGCAGGUCUCACCAAUGGACAACGAAACUUCCCCCGAACUCGAGUGCAACCAGACCGCGGCGUGGUCCUGGCUCUACUCCAUGCAGCCCUUCUACAUGUCCACCAUCUGCUUCCUGGGCAUCCUCGGAAACGCCUUCGUCCUCGCCGUUUUCAUCCUGGAGAAGCAUCGCCGCUCCGUAGCCGACAUAUACCUGGGCAACCUCGCUUUGGCCGACCUCCUCAUGCUGUCCUGCCUGCCCUUCUGGGUGGUCGCCAUCGUCAACAGAUUCCACUGGACGUUCGGCCAAGCCAUGUGCCAGAUCGUCAACGUGGUUAUCGGGAUGAAUUACUACUGUAGCGUCCUGUUCCUUACGUUGGUGAGCGUGGACCGCUACCUCGUCUUGACGCAGCCUCUGUCGCACGGAAGGCACCGUCAGGCGAUUUGGGCGAAGAUCAUUUGCGCCGUCAUCUGGAUCGCCGGGGUUUUGCUGAGCUUCCCCGCGAUUUUGUUCCGUUCCGUGCGAUACCUUCCGCAUCUUGACGUAGAAGCGUGCUACCUCGAAUACCCGCACGACGGAUGGAGGUUACGCUUCAAUUUCACCGUGAUCAUCGUCGGGUUUCUCAUCCCCGUUCCAGUCGCGUCGUACACGAGCUUCCACAUCGUCAAAGUUCUCCGUAACAGCCAAAAUAUCAGUAACAAGGGCAAAGGCACGGAAAGGAAAGCGGCGUUUCUCGUGCUGAUCGUGCUCGCCGUGUUUAUCGUCUGCUGGCUUCCGUAUCAGGUUGUUAUUUUCUUGGACACGUUGGAUUAUUUUAACGUUGUCGCCGGAUGCACGUGGGGGGAUGUGCUGGACAUUGGCGAACAGUUGGCGACGUACGUUGGCUACAGCAACAGCACCCUGAACCCGUUUUUGUACGUGAUCGUGGGGAAGCAGUUUAAGCAAAGAGCGAAAGAUGUUUUAAAAGUUUUCUGGUGCAAGAGGUGGGACAGAGGCAGGUCCGGUUAUUCCAACGGGAACGUCACGUCCAGACAAUGUGAGAGCUCGAAGAUUUAAAAAUCUGUGUAUCGUUCGUUCAUUUGUCUUUCAAAAUAAAACCAAAAAUAAGGAAAUGAAAAAACAUCAAUUUUAUUCAUUAUUUGUCUUCAAAACCAAAAUGAAAAAGCAGAUAACAAUUCAUUUUUUCAGUUUUCGAUUUUGUGUUUAAAUGAAAAAAAUGGAAAAAACGGAUAACGGCCGUUUCCUAUUUCCGUGACUUAAACUGUGAUGCCGGACUUUUGCACCUUAUAUGGACUGAACUAGGUUUAAACCAGGACUAAACCCGGACUGAACCAGGUCUAAACCAGGACUGAACCAGGACUGAACCAGGUCUAAACCAGGACUAAACCCGGACUGAACCAGGUCUAAACCAGGACUAAACCAGGACUGAACCAGGUCUAAACCAGGACUAAACCAGGACA